Messenger RNA from Aspergillus heteromorphus CBS 117.55, 3479 nucleotides. RefSeq lists its product as uncharacterized. NCBI's taxonomy places the organism in Eukaryota, Fungi, Ascomycota, Eurotiomycetes, Eurotiales, Aspergillaceae. The transcript has a single exon. The record is from RefSeq and is a predicted model, not a curated record. The coding region runs from base 124 to 3000 and encodes 958 amino acids.
CUCCUCCACCGACCCCCAAUUCUCCACGCCACUUCCCUUCCCCCCGCCAUUGGGGUUUUCUUUUCACCACCCGAACCUGAAACCCUGCCAUUGGACUCGGUUCGAAGCAGAUAUGACCUGAGAAUGCAGGGUCUUUGGUCCCGAGCCGCUCCGGCGCCGCAGUCGUCUUGCCGGUGCGUCUCUUGUCUGAGCACCGCCUCCAAUGGGGUCGCGUCGAGAGGGACUUCGGCCGCAAGCAAGCGACGCCUCCGCAUCGGCAACUCAGUGACGGCUCUGUAUACGAGUAUUUUCGCCGCCGCCGCCUUGGCCGACGCCCAGGCCAAAGGGCAGCGCCGCAUCGAGUGGGAGGAAAAGAUCGCGGCGGUCAAGGAGGAGGUCAACGAACUGGUCGACGAGGAGAAGCGCCUGCUGGAAGCCCUCUCCCGCCGGAAGACGAAAUUUCUCAACGGGGCUCUUCAGACCAGGCAGUUCGGCACCGCGACCCGACCGACAUACUUGAGAUACCAAUGGGCCAGGAGGGGUGCCCCGUUUUCGUCCUUCCAUUCGACCACCGCGUUUGAUCAGAGCAGAGACAACCAGAUCGUCUACGAUCUGUUGGCAGAGGCGGAGGACUCGGGAUUGGAAAGUAUAGAGGAGCGAUGUCAGGAUGAACAAGAAGAGGUGGGCGAAUAUGGCAUCUCCCUCAGAUACGACGAGGACGCACCAGAAUGGCUUUCCCGCGAUCUCAUCCACCAAAAGGUCAUCCGGAAACUUGCGCUGAAGCAAUUGGCCAUCCGGCUUCUGCUCCGGCCGACAAUCGCUCACAGUUAUCUGGGCGUCGAAAGGCAGUAUGGUCCCGACCACGAAACGCCCCAAUUGAACGUGCCGGACCUGCUCCAAGAAUUGCAUUAUACUCGGUCCAGGAUGAACUAUGUCAUGAAUUCGAAAAACCCAAAUAUCGAUGACUUGGCCACAGACCUCACGUUGCGGACGACGUCUUACCUGGCGCAAGAGCGCACUCGACUUGAUUUUGAAGUCCAGCGGGAUACUCGCCUUUUUGCAAAAGAUGGAAUGUCUCUCCAGGAACUUCUCCUGCGGCUGUCCAACAGCCUCAUGGAGAGCACGGAUCCGGACCGGCCGGAAUUGUUGCGGAUGAUGAUCUUGACCUUCACCAAAUCCCACCAGAAUGAUCUGUGCGAGCUGAUCUUGAAGACCGUGCUUCCUCACAAGUUCCCUCUGGCGCCAACCCUCGUCCUCGCAAUCUUGAACUUCUUCCGCAAAUCCAAAAACCUUCGCGGCUUCGAUUCCUUCCUGAACUUGCUGACCGGCAGGGGAUACCCGGUUGACCUGGGCUACAUGUCUCCCUAUAGCGUCCGAGUGGUCAACGGUAUUGAGAUCGUCGUUCCGCCUGUAGAUUCUGCUAAUCCGGUUAUCUACUCCACUUUGAUUGCGGCAUGUUUACGCUUUAACCAGCCUGAGCGGGCUGACGCAUACCUGGUAGCGGCUAGAUCGACUGGCUUUAUGGACGAUUUCGCUUCUAUCAGCGCGUACUUGAGGUUCUACGCUAUUCGCAAGGACUGGCAGAAGGGCAUUCAGACCCUGAAGAGAGCCUUAGCCUUCAUAGGCUCGUCAACAGAGCAUCUGGAGUUCCGAGCCGAGCGGGUAAUCGUCCUGAUGGUGCAGCUGUGCGAUAAAUGCGAGAAGUACGAUAUGUCCGAGGCUAUCAUUACCUCGGCAGUCAACAGCGGCUUUGACUGGGAGGCGGCCAGUAGACAAUUAGACAUUAAAUUGGCCUACGACCCCGACGGCUUUCGCUGGAAGUCCGCCGGGAAAUCCGUCGCGAGCGAUAGCCAGCCCAAGCUCCCUUCCGAGAAAUACCACGCCUUUGUCAGCGCCCUGAGUGAACACAUCGACGAGGUGGAAGGCAAGAUCACGCGGCCAGUGUGGCAAGACAUGAUGGAGCGACACUCUCAAGAUAUCCUGGCCGCCGUCCUCGCCGGCUCCACAUCCUCAUCCUCCAUCCCGGCCCCGGCCGACAUGCCGCAAAGCAUGCUUGAGGAAAUCCGCAGACAAGCCGACCUGAACAGGGCGCAGAACGAGUCUGCAGCAUCAGAGCUUACAUCCUUACGGCAAGAGAUCUCCCAACUAAAGCAGACCCGGUCCACGGCCGCAGCAGACCGCAGACGAGAGAUCACAUCCCUCGCCACCGAUGUCCGGCAAAACGUGCUCAGCGAAAUCCGCAGGCAAGCCGAGAUCACCGAGGCGCAUAACGAGUCUGCCAUAUCAGCACACACGCGGGAGCUCAUAUCCAUGCGCCAGGAAAUCUACAAAUUACACCAAGCCGGGUCCGGUGAAUCCCACAGACAAGAGCUCUCAACCCUUCGGGACGAAAUCUCCCAACUUAAACAAAACCGCCCCCUUGCAACAGCAGCAGCCUCCACGGAAGAGAUCACAUCCCUCCAGAUCGAAAUCUCCAAGCUGAAGCGAAGCAGCUCUGACGCCGCAGCCACCAGGCAAGAGGAAAUCAACACUCUUCUGGACCAGAUCGCGCAACUCAAGCAGAAGGAGUCCGCGGCCGCCGCCCAGAAGCAGGAGAUCAAAUCUCUCCAGGCUGAAAUUGCUAAGCUGAAGCGAGCCGGGUCCGCGGCAGAAGCCCAAAAGCAGGAGAUGAAGUCCCUUCGGGCUGAGGUCUCGCAGCUUAAACGGAACAACUCUGCGGCGGAAGCGCAUAAGACGGAGAUGAAGUCUCUCUGGGCCGAGAUUCUGCAUCUCAAGCAGUUGGCUUUUGAUCCCCAAAUGGCGGCUGAACCUCUCCCUACCGCCACCACCAAGACUCCCUCUCUCUCUCCCUCUCCCGCUCCUCCCACCACCACCGCCCCCAAACGAACCCCCCCCUACUCGAAAUACAACCACAAAUCAGCCUCCCGAUUCGAGAACACCCCCGCUCAAGAGAAAUUACAAAUCCGGUUCAUCGACAGCUCGAGUUCAGCUCCUGAUAUGCCCCCGGGAGACGGGUAUUGAUUGUAUGGUUAAAUUUAAAUGAUUUACUGGUCCGUCCCUAAGGCACCAACUGUCUAUCUCUAUGUCUCGUCCAGGUGCCAAGACAAGACGAGCCAUUCAUUGCCAUUGACAUUCCAAUCUAUAUAACAUGUAUGCUUUGGUUAGGUUAGCUUCGGGUUUUAUUUCUGUGCAUAGAUUCUGGGCUGUGGGCUGUGGGCUGUGGGCUGUGGGCUGUGGAACUGUUGGAUACAUUUCCUUUCCUUUCCUUUCCAUUCCAUCCCAUUUCCUUGGCCCAUUUUGAUGUUCUUAUUGUGGUUGUAGUGGUUUUGGUGGUUAUUGCUGUGGAGUGUUUGAUACCUGGACUGCAGAACGAGACCCUUUUCCUGUAUAUUAUCCCAUGUGUUAUUGUGAUGAAUAAGGUCUACCUACCUACCUACCUACCUACCUAGAAUAGAGCCGGACUUUUGUUCUUUUUUUCUUUUUUUCCCCCUCUUUUGCUG